GUGCUAUAGGGAAAGGCGGUGUUGGAGCUCUAGAGCUUGUUGCCAUGGACAUGAAAGCAAGAGGGAUGUAUGUAUGCCGUACGCUGAGCUACAAAGGGGCAGAGUUUGAAACUGUUGAAGUACCAUUAGAUGCCAAAAUGAUGGAUAUGUAUAAUAAAGCAGCAGAAUUUUGGGCUGAGUUGAGAGUGGAAUUGCUAUCAGCAAGUGAAUUUCUCAUUGACAAGAAACCCAAUCCUCUUUGGAGAUUAUACUGGGCAAGCCAUCAGCGUUUCUUUAAACACAUGUGUAUGUCAGCUAAGGUGUCUGCAAUUGUAAGACUAGCUAAACAAGCAUUGAUGGAGAACAAGUGUGUGGUUAUUGGCAUACAGAGUACUGGAGAGGCACGAACUGAGGAAGCUGUGGCAAAAUAUGGUCUUGACCUUGAUGGCUUUAUUUCGGGACCUCGGGAGCUAUUGUUAAAAUUUGUUGAAGAAUAUUUUCCUUUGCCUGUAAAGCCUCAACCACCCCUAGAGGAAAGUGAAAGUAUAAAGAAGCUUCAUCGAAAAAGACACUCAGAAACACCUGAUGUUUCAGUUAAUGAGAGAGUUAGGAAAGUUGCAAAAUGCAAAGUAUCGAGUGAUGUUGAAAGUGACGAAGAAUCUGAAUCAGCUUCUGACGCUGUAUCUACUGAAUGGGAAGCUGAGAGUGAUGAUGAAACUGAGGAAGAAUCUGAAUCUGAUUUUGAAGCGGAAUCCUCUGAUGAGUUUCAGAUCCGUGACACUUACAAUCCGGAAGAGGUUGUCCAUCCUACAUGUUUAGUCCCACCUGUUAUAGAUUCAGUAUCUGGGGAUUUGUCGUGUCAUUCAGUCAACGGAGAAAAAGAUCUCCAAGCGAGAAAUGCCUCUUUUGCAGAACUAUUAAAGAGGUAUGAAGGUGCUGUGGAGCGUCAAUCAAAAAUUUUGGACGCAAUUCGUUCUUUGGAGCUUCCAAACAAUCCAUUGGAUGAUAUUAUUGAUCAGCUUGGAGGACCUGAUAAAGUUGCAGAAAUCACUGGGAGGCGAGGCAUGCUUGUUCGGACCUCUGAUGUGAAAGGUGUCACAUAUCAGUCACGCAGCACAAAGGAUGUACCCAUGGAAAUGGUCAAUAUGCAUGAGAAGCAGCUCUUCAUGGAUGGUAAGAAGCUGGUUGCAAUCAUUUCUGAAGCUGGAUCAGCUGGUGUUUCUUUGCAGGCAGACAGAAGGGCAGUAAAUCAGAAAAGAAGAGUUCAUUUAACACUAGAACUACCGUGGAGUGCUGACCGUGCAAUUCAACAAUUUGGAAGAACUCACCGGUCAAAUCAAGCUUCUGCACCUCAGUAUAGGCUAAUGUUUACAAAUCUUGGUGGUGAAUGCCGAUUUGCAUCCAUUGUUGCGAAAAGAUUAGAGUCUCUUGGAGCCUUAACGCAGGGAGACCGUCGGGCUGGACUAUCUCUGAGUGCUUAUAACUAUGAUAGUGCCUAUGGAAAGAAGGCCCUGAUGAUCAUGUACAGAGGAAUCAUGGAGCAGGAACCUCUGCCAGUUGUGCCACCAGGGUGUUCUUCUGAAAAACCAGAUGCAAUCCAAUGUUUUAUUGUAAAGGCGAAAGCUGCUCUUGUUUCUGUUGGAAUAAUCAGAGAGACAAAUCCAGGUAAUGGGAAGGACUCUGGAAUAUUUUCUGGCAAAAUAAAAGAUUCAGAUCUGAAUGAUGUUGGACGCUUCCUUAAUCGGCUCUUAGGGCUGCCACCUGAUAUUCAAAACGGGCUCUUUGAGUUAUUUGUCAGCAUCCUUGAUCUUGUCGUUGAGAAAGCACGCAUUGAUGGGUAUUUUGACUUGGGGAUUGUUGAUAUGAAAGCUAGCACUAUUGAAUUACAGGGAACUCCAAAGGCUGUUCAUGUUGACCGUAUGUCUGGGGCAUCCACUUUACUGUUUACCUUCAUCCUGGAUCGUGGAAUCCCAUGGAAGUCUGCAUCUGCAUUGCUGGAGGAGAAGCAAAAGGAUGGCUCUUAUUCAACUAAUAAUGGAUUUUAUGAAUCUAAGAAAGAAUGGAUGGGAAGGCGACACUUCCUUUUAGCAGUUGAAGGUACUGCUGCUGGAUUUUACAAGUUAUUCCGGCCUGCUAUUGGGGAGUCACUUAGGGAGAUGUCUUUAGUUGAACUGAAAAACAAGUACAGAAAGAUUUCAUCUUUAGAGAAGGCUUGUAGUGGUUGGGAAGAUGAGUACAAAGUUUCAUCCAAACAGUGUAUGCAUGGCCCUAAUUGCAAGGUUGGUAAAUUCUGUAUGAUUGGAAGAAGACUGCGGGAGGAAAAUGUGUUAGGCGGCCUUAUCCUUCCUGUUUGGGGAUCGAUUGAGAAGGCCAUCUCUAAGCAGGCCCGCCAAAGCCAUAAACAACUCCGUGUAGUGCGUAUUGAGACUACUACGGACAAUCAACGAAUUGUUGGCCUCCUUGUCCCAAAUGCAGCAGUUGCAUCCGUGCUUCAAGAUUUGGCAUGGGUUCAAGAUAUCGAUGAUUGAGAUGGAACAAGGGCGGGGGUGGAGGAUAUUUUUGGAUAUUUUUGGCUAUGGUUGAUGGCAUUGUAUGAAAUGCUGACGAUGUUUUCCGAGCUCUUGUCCAUAUGCUUUUUGCUUGACUAUUGUUCGAUCACAGUACAAUGUCGUCCAAAUGUAUAUCUCAAACACAAUAUUUUUGGCUAUGGUUGAUGGCAUUGUAUGAAAUGGAGACGAUGAUUUCCGAGCUCUUGUUCAUGUGCUUUUUGCUCGACUAGUAUUCUCGAACACAGUUUAAUGUCGUCCAAAAUGUAUAACUCAAACACAAUAUAUAUAUACAGUGUACAUGGUUUUCCAGGAUAUGUAAUAGCUGUUGCAAAUGCAAUAUAGUGCUUUUGGUUCAAA
Molecule: messenger RNA, 2885 nt
Organism: Camellia sinensis
Lineage: Eukaryota; Viridiplantae; Streptophyta; Magnoliopsida; Ericales; Theaceae
Source: RefSeq, a predicted model, not a curated record